This is a messenger RNA of Symbiodinium natans, 1215 nucleotides long. Lineage: Eukaryota; Dinophyceae; Suessiales; Symbiodiniaceae. The record is from the annotation of a GenBank genome assembly.
AUGGGGGUCCAACCUUGCGAGCCGUUCAGAUGUUCUCAACAAGCAGUGCUGCUGUUGAAUGCUGUUAAAUACCACCUGAGGAGCUUCGCAGGAUUUCGCAGUCUUCGCAAGCUGCACAUGGCUCAGCGAGGACACCUGGGACAUGGAGGCCCUGGCCAAUUCGCCCAACCAGAACAAGGGCCAAGACAGCCGAGAGAGGCAGAGCCUUUCCGGCACGUCAUCUCCCUCGGCUGCCGCUGCUCCCAGUCCUCGAUCUACAAGUCCAUGGGGGCACGCCGCUACGCAUGCCCCUUUGACUGGAUCUUUAGCUCGGCGGCCGUGGUGUCCCAUUGCUUAAAGGAUGACUUCAAGCAGUUCCUAGACAGAAGCCUGUAUUUCCUGAAUGGCAGCUCCUUCGAUGCUAUCGGCCUCAAGCCGGGGUCUGCCCCACGGGAGCGAAAGCUCAUUGGCCACAGCACCUAUUCUUCCAUGACCGCCGGUGUGGGGCGGGGCACCAUCUUCAACCACCGCGACCCGCUGCACAAUGACUCGGACUUCCAGCACACGCAGCGCUGCGUUCAGCGCUUCCGACGUGUGCUGGCAUCUGCCGACCGCAAGCUCUUUGUUGUGGUCAACUUGAAUCCGCAGCUUUGGAUCGAAGCAGACGUCCUGGAGCUGUACCAGGAGCUGGCACAGCGCACGUCCAACUUUCUUCUACUGGUGUUGGACUGCAGCAACAAGAAUCUGGGGCCUGGUGUGGCGCAACUCCCUGCAGAGGAGCUGUGCCGGCAGCAGCAUGGAGGGCGUGGCCUCCUCAUGUGCAGGCUUCGGUGCGUCGGCGACAACACCGGCUCCUACUUCCGCGAGGAGGUGGACGCGCGGCGCGUCCGCAGCGUGCUCCUGGACCCUUACCGCUUCGACCUGGCCCCCGACCCGCUGGAACAGGAACCUGAGGAACCUGCGGAGCCCGCCGCGCGUGCCGCGCCCGCCGCCGAGCCAAGGGACCGCGGCGUUGGCGGUGAAGGCUAUGGCGACUAUGGCGACUGCGACCGAGCCCGAAGCAGGUGGAGGUGCAAAGCCGACAGAGCCGACAGAGCCGACAGAGCCGACAGAGCUGACAAGGACAUGGAGGAGGCGGAGAUGCUGGAAAUGCCGAUGGAGCAAGCACAGCAAGCACAGCAAGCGCAGCAAGCGCAGGUUGCUGAGCCACGCCGCCGCUGGGCGCGAGCUUCAUAG